AUGUAUGACAUAUGUGGAGAGCACAGCGUGGAGAAGUCCUUAACUGUCCUUAUGGCUGAUGAACUAUUUUCUGCCAAUUUCCAAAGCCUGUGUCCAAUCAUAAGUGGGAACGUCUGUUACCAAGAAGAAGGUGUUCUUGAACACAAAAAGGACUGUAUCAGACGUGCCAGAGCGAUUUUCGAUAGAGCCAACACAUAUUACAAAGACUCUGCACCAGAGCUGAAGGAAGAACGAGCUACACUCUUGGAGGAUUGGCUGAACGUGGAGACGAGCUUUGGUAACCUCGGGGAUGUCAGUAUUGUCCGAUCGAAGCUUCUAAAGAAGCUCAAGAAGAGAAAGCAGAUCACGAGAGAAACGGUUCAACAGAAGUCGAAUGCUAAAAGCUUAACGUGCAAAAAUGGUUUGAACAGGUACGAAGAAUACAUCGAUUAUAUGUACCCAGAAGAAUCGCAGACGACGAAUCUCAAGAUUCUCGAAGCUGCAUACAAAUGGAAGAAACAGAAGUUACGGUUAAAAAAACGGUCUGGUUACGGUUAUAAAUACGGUUAUGGUACUGAUUCUUCGUCGAGAUGUAGUUCGGAUUUGGAUUACUAUUAUUCAAAGGAGAUAGAGACCAGUAAUAUUAGUGAAACAUUGAGCUCGGAUUACCCUGUGAUGCUAAGAAAGCUUCAAGAGACAGACCUAAGAAAUGAAGAUUUGGAGAGACAAGUGAGGAUACUGAAAGAAGAAAGUUUUUUACGCGAUCAGAACAUGGAAGUGGCUAGAGAUAUUGAAGGUAAGAGAAACGAGGACAGGGAACAUUUCAGAUUCUUGAUGACUAUUGAAGCUGCAUUGUUGCUUAACCAGAAAAAGGAGUUGGAAGUGGAGCUGAAGAAUAAAACCAAUCAAGUUUCACAGACGAAAAUGCGAUUGAAGUGUUUGGAGGAAGAAGCAGAGAAACAAGCUAAGGCUGAGCUGAAUAUCGUUGGAGAAAAGGAAGCUUUGUGGAACAAAGUACAAAAACUUGAAGCGGGCGUUGAGACUUUGCGGAAGAAGAGAAAGGAGUAUAGUGAAGAGAUGAAGCGUAAGAUCACUGAGAUUGAUCGUCUUAAGGAAGAGAAUCAGAAGCUGCAUACAAGAAUCGGAGAGAUCGAUGAAAUUGGAGACAAGAGUAAGAAACUUGACAACCAAGUUACUGAUCAGCCUAAACUAGAGAAGGAACAAGAAGACAUCAUUCAACGGCUAUCAAUGGAGACUAAUGAUCAGAAGAAACUUCUUAAAGAACAAAAAGAUGCCAUUGAUAAGCUCUCAGAGGAUCAGAAGCAAAUGAGACGUUGGUCGUUUGGUGGUUCGAAAUUGAAUACAAAUCUUCUCGAGAGGAAGAUGGAAGAGUUGGCUGAAGAUUUCCGAAUGAAAAUGGAAGAUCAUAUCCGUAUACUGUACAGGAGGAUCCAUGUAGCCGAACAGAUACACCUAGAGAGCAAGAACAGCUAUAUCAAGACGCGAGACAACACACAAGUCCAAGAAAAUAGAGGAAACAGAGAAGAUUUCAAUGUCUCUGAAACCCAAUUCAAGAAAAUCAAAGAAAUGGUGGAGAAAGGGCUUGCAGGACCAGAGAUGGCGAUAAAAAAGCUAGAAGAAAGCGGGGGAUUAGUGAGCCGAGUCACGAGGUUAGCUAAAGAGAUCGAUUCAGCGAAAAAGUGGGUGAAGGAGAAGGACAACAAGACAAAGCAUGAGGUUGAAACUCUAGAAGCGAAGUUAGAAUGCAGAAAAGCACAAGAAUGUUUACUAAAGGAGAAGUUAUCGAAACUAGAGGCGAAGCUAGCGGAGGAAGGAACAGGAAAGCUGAGUUUAGCAAAGGCUAUGAGGAAAAUAAAAAAGCUUGAGAUAGAUUUGAGAAAAAUGAAAGAAAUA
This is a messenger RNA of Capsella rubella, 1893 nucleotides long. Its product is annotated as coiled-coil domain-containing protein 186. Lineage: Eukaryota; Viridiplantae; Streptophyta; Magnoliopsida; Brassicales; Brassicaceae. The record is from RefSeq and is a predicted model, not a curated record.